CGCGAGAUCAGUUGUGGUAUUCCGUUGAAGCUCAGUACCGACACAUACACGAGCCUGUAGACAUGGCUCAACCGCUCCUCUCCUCGAUGUGCCGGACAUGUCGACUAUCAUAUCUUUCUACGGCUCCCAUUCGACGGCCUUUUGCAACGACUGUCCAGAGAUAUGCUGAAGGAGCAACUCCCCUCUCACCACGGAGGGGAUUCGUCGUCGACCGAACCGAACCUGAGCCUGAGAGCGCCGACAAGUUGUUCAGCGACGCCCUCCGGAGUGUCGAUCAGUCCCAAAGUCCCAGCUCCGACACCAUAAUCCGCAACCUGGCCCGGUCAGCACGAGACGAAGCGGCCACUCGACCGAGCGCCCGACUCCACGUCGACGAACCGUACCACAUCCACGUGUACGCGCACAAGCACAACAUGCACAUCACAUUCACCGACCCUUCCCACAAUCCCAUUCUGAGUCUGUCUUGUGGGAGCAUCGGACUGCGACACGCCCAGAGAGCCACGUACGACGCCUGUUUCCAGCUGGCGGCGUACACCUUCCGCAAGAUGGUGGAAAAGCAGUGGCGCGUAGGCGGCAAGAAAAUGACGCAGAACCCCAUGCAGACUCUGGCCGAUAUCAGGAGACCCGGUGCGCAGUACGGCGGAGCCGGGAUUGAAAUCGUUCUGAGAGGCUUCGGGCCUGGAAGGGAUGCCUUCCAGAAGGCGCUGCUGGGUACGGAGGGAAGAAUGAUCAAACCGCUUAUUGCAAAGGUGACGGACAGCACGAGGCUGAAGUUUGGAGGCACAAGGAGUCCGAAUGUUAGGAGGUUGUAAGGAGCUUGCCACGACAUGCUAGCUCUUGUUUUACUUUUACUGUAUAAAAAGAACGCAUGAGGUUCGGAAAGCGCAAAAAAGAAAAAUUUGACACAUGUAAAGAUAUGCUGUUCGAAGCAGAACCCAUUGAGAGACGGUAAAGUCCAAAAACAAAUACUCCAUGCCUCGGUGGAAGGGAUUGACUCACGUAUGAAUACACAUAUGGGACUAUUUUCACUAUGGACAAUUGACGUAUACGCUCCAAUGCCAGAAUUUUUGAGACUCAC
Exophiala oligosperma is the source of this 1078-nucleotide messenger RNA. RefSeq lists its product as uncharacterized. NCBI's taxonomy places the organism in Eukaryota, Fungi, Ascomycota, Eurotiomycetes, Chaetothyriales, Herpotrichiellaceae. Gene Ontology annotation, biological process: ribosomal small subunit assembly; maturation of SSU-rRNA from tricistronic rRNA transcript (SSU-rRNA, 5.8S rRNA, LSU-rRNA); translation. The coding region runs from base 63 to 812 and encodes 249 amino acids. The transcript has a single exon. Gene Ontology annotation, molecular function: small ribosomal subunit rRNA binding; mRNA 5'-UTR binding; structural constituent of ribosome. The record is from RefSeq and is a predicted model, not a curated record. Gene Ontology annotation, cellular component: mitochondrial small ribosomal subunit; ribosome.